UUCUUUACAGUGCUACCGUCCACAAGUUGUUACUGCAUGUCACAUGGUUAGUGCAAUCCAAUCACGAAAGGUGUAGCAACUUUGAAUAUGGAGAACACAACCAGAAACAAGAAACUUGAUUUCCCUGAGAGACUGUUUCAUUGCUCUUGGCUUUUGAUCUUCUGCACUCAUUCCUGUGCCAUCUCUUUAAUCCUACCUACGUAAUGUUUUUUCUCAUUAAUUUUGCUGCACAAACAUCUCGUACGAUUAAGCAAAAGGUUAUGUUUUUAUGCAAGGUACUGAGCGGUAAGAUAUGUAAAUCACUCGCCAUUUCAGGGCUAUUCCUGUUGUUAAUGUACUUGUACCUAUCUAGCCAUGCAUCCAAUCAAUCGUCGGCAUUGUUAUCUGCAGUGCAAUCAAGAUGGAAACCUUCAUCACCCAACCUUAACUCUCCUACCAAAAUUAGCGACAUUGUAUUUGGAAUAGCGGGUUUAUCAAAAACAUGGGGCUAUAAGAGAUGGUAUGUCGAAUCAUGGUGGCGCCCAAACACAACCAGGGGAUACCUAUUCCUGGACACAGCUCCAACGCGGCACUUCCCGUGGCCGAGGUCAUCUCCUCCUUUCAGAGUUUCCGAAGACAUCUCUAAAUAUGACAAGUACUACAAACAUGGAAGGCCAUUUUUUAUCAGAAUCUUGCGCGUAAUCGAAGAAAUAUUUCGUGUAGAAAGCGAAGGAGCGAGAUGGUACGUCAUGGGAGAUGACGAUACAGUUUUCAUGAUCGAGAAUUUGGUAGAGGUUUUGUCUAGAUAUGAUCAUCGAAAAUAUUUCUACAUUGGAAUGCCUUCAGAAUGUGUAAUUUCCAAUUUUGUCAACUCUUUUGAAAUGGCAUUUGGAGGAGCUGGCUAUGCACUGAGCUAUCCCCUGGCCAAGGCUGUGGUAAAGAACAUGGAUGUAUGUAUCAAAAGAUACUCAACUGCAUUUGCCAGCGACUUCAUCAUGCACUCCUGUAUAGCUGAUUUGGGCGUCCCCUUAACCAGAGAGAGGGGGUUUCAUCAGAUAGAUCUACACCGUGACAUAUCAGGGUUUCUAUCAGCUCUUCCUCACACUCCUUUACUCACUCUUCACCACAUUGAUGCAAUAGAUCCCAUCUUCCCCUCAAUGAAUCGUCCAGAAUCAGUGGCACAUCUCAUGAAAGCUGCAAAAGUUGAUCAGUCUCGACUACUGCAACAAAGCGUGUGCUAUUUCAAGCGAAGCAACUGGACUUUCUCGGUAUCAUGGGGCUACUCAGUUCAAAUUUACGAAGACAUCAUCCCUCCAAGCAUUCUUCACAAGCCCAUUGCAACGUUUAUACCGUGGAAGAAGGGUGCCAAUCCUCCAUACAUGUUUAAUGCCAGACCUCCCUCUACAAAUCCUUGCGAAGCCCCUCACGCUUUGUUCUUUGGUGGUGUUGAGGAAGCUAGAGCAAACCAUUUUGUUACCAGUUACACCCAGAGAUCCCAACGCGGGUUAGGAACGUGUUCAUCAAGCGGCAACCAUUCAGCUGAGUUUAUCUCCAAGAUUUAUGUUCUUUCACCGAUGGAAAAACUUGAAUGGGACGGAAGCAGAAGAGAAUGCUGUGAUGUUGUGCAACUGGUUGGCAAGAAUUCUAUAGGAAUUAAGCUUAGGACUUGCAUGAAGGAUGAGAUAGUAGCCUGAUCAAUCCAUUCUCCAUUUAUGUUCGUGGCAAUGACUCAACACAUCUCAAAGCUUGUAGCGAUUUUCAUUUUUACUUUGCUUUUUUCGGCCAAGUCCUACAUUUCUUGGCCAAAAGAGAAAAACUUUUUUUUUCCCAACUCUUAAAUUAGAGAUGACAAUGAGUUAAUGACAUCCCUCCUAAGUCCUAAUAUAUG
Messenger RNA from Coffea arabica (coffee), 1867 nucleotides. RefSeq lists its product as uncharacterized. The record is from RefSeq and is a predicted model, not a curated record. NCBI's taxonomy places the organism in Eukaryota, Viridiplantae, Streptophyta, Magnoliopsida, Gentianales, Rubiaceae.